Ramularia collo-cygni is the source of this 1263-nucleotide messenger RNA. RefSeq names its product related to PHD finger domain protein. NCBI's taxonomy places the organism in Eukaryota, Fungi, Ascomycota, Dothideomycetes, Mycosphaerellales, Mycosphaerellaceae. Gene Ontology annotation, cellular component: Rpd3L complex; Rpd3L-Expanded complex; nucleus. Gene Ontology annotation, biological process: regulation of DNA-templated transcription. The transcript has 2 exons. The record is from RefSeq and is a predicted model, not a curated record. The coding region runs from base 1 to 1263 and encodes 420 amino acids.
AUGACUGCUCAACCGGAAGAUGCGGCCGCUGUGCUAGAAGCUUUCACACACGAUGAGGAUGAGAUUACUGACUUGAUCCAUGAAGUCGCCAACAUCCCCGCCGAGAUUCACCACAUUAUGGAGGAGAUUCAAGCAAAGGAUAUGCAAAUUGCCCAAUUCAAGUCGGAAAUUGAGAAGCGGGAGGGCCAACUCCAGAAAUGGACUCGAAUGAACGGUGGUCAUGUUCGCAACCCGAAGGAUGAAGCAUUCAGCAAGACCAUCAGGGAGUGUUUCGACAAGUGCGAGAUUCUGCAAGAAGCAAAAUGUGGUCUCGCGCAACGCGCGCAGAUUCUCAUUGACCGUGUAACGAAGAAGCUCGACAGCGGCAUCAAUGCACUUACCGUCAAAGGCGAGUUCCCAGCUGAUUGGGAGGCUCCGCCUUCAUUCAAUCAGCCUCGUACAGGUGCCAAUACUCCAGCUCCCGGCAUCAACACUGCUCUCCCACUCCAAGCUGUUAGCGGCAACAUUGUCAGCACGGGGAGCAUUCCAAACGUCGCCCAGAUGCGCCUCAAUCCAGCAGCAAACCGCAGCUCUCCGGCCGCCGGUGCUAUUGCAGCGUCUGCUCCGCGCUCGUCUCGUGAAAGCAGUUCUGAUCCCAAGCGCCGUCGUCUUGCCGGAUCGUCACUUGCUUCCAUGGCACCUGCUACCUCAUCCGGGCUUCGCCAAUCUUCACUGGGACCUGGAACACCCAAAGCAGGAACGCCGGUCCCCACCGCAUCUCACUCUCGUGCCGGUAGCGUACAGCCAGCUCGACCGGCUGCAUCGGGGCAGAAGAAAGGACCGCUCUCCCAGUCUGCGAAUCCUGCGCGCAAGCCGCCACCCUCCAACUCGCACAAAAAGGGCGGAUCCAGCCGAUCUAACCGUCCAAGCAAGAAAUCCUCAUCCGAUCGCCGACGCCAGCUUGCUCGUGAUCGCACCACGACUCCUUCCACAAACGCAUCGCUAUCCGGCUCUGACGAUGAUGGGUCUGUGUCUCCUUCCUCGGCCAUGGGAACUACACAGCUCGAUGGCAGUGGUGAGGCCGAUGAAAACGACGACGAGACUAUCUACUGUCUCUGCCACAAGGUGUCAUACGGCGAUAUGGUCGGCUGCGAUAACGACGAGUGUCAAUAUCAAUGGUUUCACUACAAGUGCGUCGGUGUGACGGAAGAACCCAAGGGCGAAUGGCUCUGCCCUGUUUGUCGGAACCUGCCGCGCAACAAGCUCCGUAUUAGCAAGGAUUGA